Nelumbo nucifera (sacred lotus) is the source of this 2206-nucleotide messenger RNA. RefSeq names its product vacuolar protein sorting 45 (gene VPS45). The record is from RefSeq and is a predicted model, not a curated record. NCBI's taxonomy places the organism in Eukaryota, Viridiplantae, Streptophyta, Magnoliopsida, Proteales, Nelumbonaceae. Gene Ontology annotation, biological process: vesicle-mediated transport.
AUAGAUCUGUUGCUUCCAUCAGAAAUCUGCCGAGGAAGAAGGAGAACGAGGAGAAGACGAAGAACCCUAAUUCUGGAUCUUCGGGGUUCUAUUCCAUCCCAAAGCCGAAGAGAGGGAGGAUAUGGUGCUGGUAUCUGCUGUUCGAGAUUAUAUCAACCGGAUGUUGCAGGACAUCUCGGGCAUGAAGGUUCUCCUCCUCGAUUCCUAUACGGUUAGUGUUGUAAGUGUUGCAUAUUCUCAAUCGGAGCUUCUUCAGAAGGAAGUAUUUCUUGUCGAAUUGAUUGGUUCGAAAUCGAAGGAAUCCAUGUCCCACCUCAAAGCAGUUUUCUUUCUCCGCCCAACAACGGAGAAUAUUCAGUAUUUACGACGACAAUUGGCUUCUCCGAGAUUUGCAGAGUAUCACCUCUUUUUUUCUAACAUCUUGAACGACACCCAGAUUCAUAUUCUAGCUGAUUCAGAUGAACAAGAAGUUGUCAAGCAAGUUCAGGAGUUUUAUGCUGAUUUUGUUGCCAUUGAUCCCUACCAUUUCACGUUAAAUGUGCAAUCAAACCACAUUUACAUGCUCCCUGUUGUCAUGGAUCCUUCAAGUUUGCAGAACUACUGUGAUUGCGUUGUUGAUGGUAUUGCAGCAGUUUUCCUAGCAUUAAAACGCCGACCUGUUAUUCGAUACCAGAGAACCUCUGAUGUUGCCAAAAGGAUUGCACAGGAAACAGCGAAUCUUAUGUAUCAGAAGGAAACUGGCCUAUUUGAUUUCAGACGAGCAGAAAUUUCUCCCCUGUUAUUAGUAGUUGAUAGGAGAGAUGAUCCCAUCACACCUUUGCUGAAUCAAUGGACAUAUCAGGCAAUGGUCCAUGAGUUGAUAGGCAUUCAGGAUAAUAAAGUGGACUUGAGAAGUAUCGGUAAAAUCUCAAAGGACCAGCAGGAGGUCGUAUUGUCAUCAGAACAAGAUGUCUUUUUUAAGUCAAACAUGUAUGAAAAUUUUGGAGAUCUUGGAAUGAAUAUCAAGCGGAUGGUGGAUGAGUUCCAGCAGGUUGCAAAGAGUAACCAGAAUAUCCAAACAAUAGAAGACAUGGCCAAAUUUGUUGACAACUACCCUGAAUACCGAAAGAUGCAAGGAAAUGUAUCAAAGCAUGUGACAAUGGUUACAGAAAUGAGCAAGAUAGUUGAAGAGCGAAAGCUCAUGCUAGUUUCACAAACUGAACAAGACUUGGCCUGCAACGGUGGACAAGUUGCAACAUUUGAGGCUGUGACAAAUUUUCUGAAUGAUGAAAGUGUCUCUGAUAUUGACUGUCUACGUCUUGUUAUGCUGUAUGCUUUGCGCUUUGAGAAGGAGAACCCACUUCAAAUAAUGCAGCUUUUCAACAAACUAUCUUCACGGUCUUCCAAGUACAAGCCUGGUCUUGUUCAAUUCUUAUUGAAACAAGCGGGUGUUGAUAAGAGAACUGGUGAUCUGUAUGGUAAUCGAGACCUCCUGAACAUUGCCCGUAAUAUGGCUCGUGGGCUCAAGGGAAUUGAGAAUGUGUACACACAGCACCAACCUCUUCUAUUCCAAACCAUGGAAAACCUCACCAAGGGGCGCCUCAGAGAUGUGGACUAUCCAUUUGUUGGAAAUCACUUUCAGCAGGGCAGGCCCCAAGAUGUGGUGAUCUUUGUUGUUGGUGGGACAACAUAUGAGGAGGCUCGUGCUGUGGCUCUACAGAAUGCCACUAAUUCAGGGAUACGCUUUAUUCUUGGUGGUUCCGUAGUACUCAAUUCUAAGAGGUUCCUGAAGGACCUGGAAGAAGCUCAGAGGAUUGUUCGGUCAAGCACAAAUGCAAUUUGAAGUCAAUGGUUCGAUCCAGCACAAAUGCAGUUUGAAGUUUGCAUCCAACAUGUCUAAUGCCAUUGAUAAACCUUGUAGCUCUAUCAUGUAAUUUUGUUUCAUUGUUUGUACUGUAUGCCUGCUAGAGAAAACGUUUUUUGGAUACAGAGAAAAUGUCCACUUGGAUUGAAGAUGCCUUCAAAUCACCCCCUCUUCAUCACAAAAUAAUCAGUAGGUUUUGAAGAAUUUGUAUUCAAAUCUCGAAAAGUAGACGUAAAGUUUUCACCCUAUAAUGGGAACCCGUAACCAUAUAUACUUUUCUCAUUUAUAUGUUAUCCUUUAAUCAACGAAUUCUUAUCUGUAAAGCUGCCACAUUUACCUUAAAGUUGUUUGUUGAACAUAGAA